GCGGUAGACCUAUCACAUUGAACGCUUCAUUUUCAAGCUAUAUAUUUGUGCACAUUUAUUGAUUUUUUCCUCACUGUACUUUUCUUAAGAUAUGGGAAAUUUCCCUUUUCGUUUGUUUUUGAGACUUCCCUUCAUGUCCUAUUACUAUUAGUUUGAAUGCGGUUCAAUUCUCAUUGGACUGUGUAAAGAAUAAUUAUAUUUUCGCUUAUCUCGACCAUGAAUGCGAGUUUCUGAUUUAUUUUGCUUAUUAUUCUCCCGUAGGAAGGCCCUCGGGUUAUCUUGAGAUAGAAAGGGACAAUGGCAGAAACUGCAAAAUAUACAGCGGAGAAUGAAAUGGGAUGUGGUCUAAUGGGAGCAUUUUUCCACCUAAAGAGCUUGAGACCAAGAAAAUCUGUCAUGUUUCAAAGUACUCCAACUUCCAGGAAGCAACUUAAGAAUUCCAGUGAAAUCGGACGUCUGGAAUUCUUAAAAUCGGAUAAGAAUCCGUCCAAAAUCAUCGAAAAGUCAUUGGAAAAGCCUGUUUCUGCUAGGAGAAAGCGUUCAACUUCUCGUGAUCAUCAAGGUACCGGGAUAUCAGAUGCAACGAAAAGUUCAACGUCAUCCUCGAACAAUUCGAACUCUAAUGGGGCGCCUCAACUUGUGAAUUCGUCCAACACGGAAAGGCACACCAAGGGAACUUCCUUCAACUCGAGUGAUCUCAACCUGACUGUUGCUGAUCAAAGUAAAUCCGACUCAAAUGGAACAACGUAUCGAGCUUCUGCGGGUAAUGUGAUGCUUUUAGGCCAUUUGGGUAACUUGAAGCAGCAGGGGAAGCAAAGUGCAUCAAAUAGAUUGGAGGUUCAGGAGAAAAUGAUGAAGAAAUCCAAUGAAAUGACCCCUCGAUUUGGAAACAUAUUACGUAGUUUAUCAAAAAGAUUGGAUCCGGAUGUUUUGAAAUCCUUAGGGAAUGAGAAGUAUAAGCAAGCAAAGUACGAGGAGGCAUUGGCAUUAUACGACCAAGCAAUCGCUAUUGAUCCGAGCAAGGCUUGCUACUAUAGCAACAAAAGUGCAGCCUUGAUGGUUUUAGGCCGCCUCAUAGAUGCAGUUUUUGAAUGUAAAGAGGCUAUCCAGAUAGAUCCUCUGUACUUUAAUGCUCACUGUCGUCUAGGAAAAUUGUAUUUAAGAUUGGGUGAACCCGAGAAAGCAUUGUGUCACUACAAGUGCUCCGGGCGCAAGGCUGGUAAUGAAGAUAUCGUUCAAGCUCAAGCUCUCAAGACGUGCCUUGACAGGUGUACUGAAGCUCGGAAUCUAGGAGAUUGGAAAAAAUUGCUGAAUGAGUCUCAGAUUGCACUAUCCUCAGGAGCAGAUUCUGCUCCACUGAUCUAUGCAAUGAAAGUUGAGGCACUGAUGAAACUUCGUAGGCACCAAGAGGCAUAUAAGGCUAUCAAGACGAGCCCAAAUUUCAGCAUUCCACUCUGCACUCAGUUUUUCGGAUCCUCUGCCACUGCUGCACUAUUAAUCAUUCGAUCCCUGGUUUACCUGGCCAUCGGCAGGUUUGAGGAUGCUGUGGCUGCUGCUCAGAAUGCUGUAGGACUUGAUGCAAGACGUGAAUCAAGUUUGAUAGCAAAAAGGGUUAAAUUUGUGGCAUUGGCUCGAUCAAAUGGUAACCAGCAUUUUAAAGAAUCCAGGUUUUCGGAGGCUUUUACUGCAUAUACAGAAGGACUAGAACAUGAUCCUUAUAACUCGAUUCUGCUCUGCAAUCGAGCUGCUUGUCGAUUCAAAUUAGGCCAGCAUGAGAAAGCAGUAGAAGAUUGCACAGCAGCUCUUAAUGUGCAUCCCUCGUACAUCAAGGCCAGAUUGCGCAGGGCAAAAUGCAACUCUAAGUUGGAAAGAUGGGAUGCUGCAAUUCAAGAUUACGAGGUGUUGAUGCAAGAAAUUCCUGGAGAUGAGGAAGUAACCAACUCACUGCUGGAGGCAAAGAUGCAACUCAAGAAGCAGCAUUUUGGUGAUCAUAAGGAAAGAAGACUAAAAUCGGGCACAUCUUCAAGUGGUAAAAGGGGAGGGUGGAGAAAUCCAGUUUUGCUUGAGGCUGUUGCGUUAAGGACUUACUGCGUACGAAUGGCAAUAGAAUUGGCAUCAAUGGAGGCUUUUAUUUUUUUGGCAAACGAGACAUUUGUCGAGCAAAUAUAUGAUCCUUUAGAGUACAAACUGGACAUGAUCCAAACAGGUCCUACACGUUUGGUAUUAAAGAAUGUUUACGAAGAAAAAGAAGAAGAUAAAAUUGUUCAAAUAGGAAGUAGGGCUGGACAUGGUCCGAUUUGGUUCGAUUCUAACGAGAACCGAACUGACUCGAGAUUUUCGGGUAUUUAA
Molecule: messenger RNA, 2349 nt
Organism: Olea europaea var. sylvestris
Lineage: Eukaryota; Viridiplantae; Streptophyta; Magnoliopsida; Lamiales; Oleaceae
Product: inactive TPR repeat-containing thioredoxin TTL3-like
Exons: 8
Coding region: 298-2349 (683 amino acids)
Cellular component (GO): cytoplasm
Molecular function (GO): protein binding
Source: RefSeq, a predicted model, not a curated record